CCUGUUUAUUUUAAAUGUCGCAUUGGCUCUGUUUCUCUGUCCCUCUCUCUCUCUCUUCGUUCAAUUCUACUUUUUCUCGAUCACCAGAACCCCCCGGGGAUUGCUGCCGUUUAUAUCGCCUUCCCUGGCUUUCUGGCGUAUUCGAGGGCUCACUGUACCAGAUCUAGCUCCGAUUGACCAUCGGUAUGCUGAAUCCGAGCUCUUUAAGGGGCACAAAGUAGAGCCAGAAAGCAAUAGAGUAGGGUUUAGUUGCUGAGUGCGUGAGGGGCCGUGAUUGUGAGUGUUUGGUUGUGGUUGCUACUUGUCGGCUAUGCAGAGAGUGGCACAGUCGAGCUUGAGCACGAGCGUUGCGGGAAGCUACGGCUCGUUUAAGGGCGGCGGUUCUGGUUCUGGCUCUGCUGCUCAAGUUAUGGUGUACGAGCAGUUCCCAGCGGGCCUGAGGGUUCUUGUGGUCGACGACGACGUCACUUGCCUGAGGAUUAUCGAGCAGAUGCUCCACCGUUGCCGUUACAAUGGAAAGCUACAUGCAGAAAAGUCUUAUGCAGCACUUACAUGUAUUAUGGUGAAGCUAGUUACAACUUGUUCUGAGGCUGCUGUUGCUUUGAAUCACCUACGGGAGAGGAAAGGGUGUUUUGAUGUAGUACUGAGUGAUGUACAUAUGCCUGAUAUGGAUGGUUAUAAACUUCUAGAGCACGUUGGACUAGAAAUGGAUCUUCCUGUUAUUAUGAUGUCUGCUGAUGGGAGAACAAGUGCUGUAAUGAAAGGAAUCAGACAUGGGGCUUGUGAUUAUUUGAUUAAGCCUAUACGUGAGGAAGAGCUCAAAAAUAUAUGGCAGCAUGUGGUGCGAAAAAAGUGGAAUGAAAAUAAAGAACUUGAACAUUCCAGCAGCUUAGAAGAUAAACGAGGAAAUGAUGAUGCUGAAUAUGCUUCCUCUGCUAAUGAAGGAGCAGAGGGAAUACUGAAAGCUCAGAAAAAAAGGGGCAAUGCUAAAGAUGAAGAUGAUGGGGAGUUGGAAAAUGACGAUCCAUCUACAUCAAAGAAACCACGUGUGGUAUGGUCUGUAGAACUCCAUCAGCAAUUCGUCAGUGCUGUGAACCAACUUGGGCUCGAUAAGGCUGUACCGAAGCGAAUUUUGGAAUUGAUGAAUGUACCUGGUUUAACUAGAGAAAAUGUUGCUAGCCAUUUACAGAAAUUUAGGCUAUACUUGAAGAGAUUAAGUGGAGUAGCUCAACAACAAAGUGGAGUUUCUAAUACCAUCUGUGGGCCUGUGGAGCCAAAUGUGAAAUUGGGUUCACUUGGACGAUUUGACAUCCAAGCUUUGGCUGCUUCUGGCCAAAUUCCCCCACAAACACUUGCAGCCCUGCAUGCUGAGCUUUUAGGUCGACCAACAGGUAACCUAAUUCCAGCAAUGGAUCAGCCUGCUCUUCUACAAGCUUUGUUACAAGGACCCAAUCAUUUACCUAUUGAACAUGGUGUGGCAUUUGGUCAGCCUUUAAUAAAAUGCCAAUCUAACAUUUCAAAAUACCUCCAGCAACCGAAACUUUCUUCUGUUGAGGAUGUCUCCUCUGGAUUAGGAGCAUGGACAUCUAAUAAUCUUGGUACAGUGGGACCUAGUAACAAUCUUGUUGGGCUGAGUGUUCAGAAUAGCAACAUGUUGAUGGAUAUAUUGCAGCAGCAGCAACAAGAAUCACAGCAGCAGUCUAUGCUUCCUGAACCGAGCUGUUUAAUUAACGUGCAGCCGUCUUGCUUAGUGGUCCCCUCUCAGUCAUCUGCCAAUUUGCAGGCAGGAAAUAAUACUGCUUCAGUCAGUCAGAAUUGCUACUUUAACCGGAGUUCUGUUAUUGACUACAGUCUUCUCUCUCCUCAGUCAAAUAAUUCCUCAUUGAAUAUUGGGGAAUUCCCUAAUGGAGGUCUGAACACUACAGGUGUGCUUAGUGGCUACUCAGCCCCGGGUUCCAUUUCAUCUUCUGUGUCGUCUAGCUCUGUAAAUGCCGAUAACAGCAUGGGUCGGCAAGGUCAAAGCUCAAGCAUUACAUUCAGUGCUGCCAGACAGUUGCCAGGACUUGUUCCUAAUAUGCAUGAUAUUCAGGGUUCCUAUACCUCAAAAAAUGGUGAAAUGCUUGAUCAAGGACCUCUUAGGAAUCUUGGAUUUUCUGGUAAAGGGACUUGCAUUCCAAGUCGAUUUGCAGUAGAUGAAUUUGAAUCACCAAUGAACAACUUGGGCCAUGGAAAAUUAUAUGUAGAGAACAGCAGAGUGAAGCAGGAGCCAAAUGUCGAUUUUAUGGAUAACACAAAAGUGGGCAUCCCUAUAUUACACCAAUUUUCGUUCAAUGAUGUCGCUAGUGUUUUUACAGAAUAGGAUUGCAAUGCGUGGUGAGCUUGAGUCAACUCCCCCCCCCCCCGGGGGAAGUUCAUUUACAUCGUAUUGUCAGAUGAUCUAAAGCGAUUUCUGUUUGUCUGUAAUAUGUUUAGUAUAGAUCUGAUUGCUUGUGCCUGAACUAAACUCUGCACUGUGGAGCUUCAUAGAACGGAUUCUUUGUCGUGAACGAUUUUCUGAUGUGCUGGGGACAGGAGACAGGUUCGCAUGCCUUUAGGAAAAGUAGGCUUACCUUUUUAGUUAGUCUCCUAGGAAUAAGUUGUGUCAUUGGUGUCCAACGUGGUGGCAAUCUUGCCAACAUAAUUGUGUAGUUAUUUGGGCUUAACGGUAAUGAAAUGCUCAUUUAUUUAUUAAGAGUU
Juglans regia (Persian walnut) is the source of this 2736-nucleotide messenger RNA. RefSeq names its product two-component response regulator ORR21-like. Lineage: Eukaryota; Viridiplantae; Streptophyta; Magnoliopsida; Fagales; Juglandaceae. Bases 311 to 2359 code for a protein of 682 amino acids. Gene Ontology annotation, molecular function: DNA binding. The record is from RefSeq and is a predicted model, not a curated record. Gene Ontology annotation, biological process: cytokinin-activated signaling pathway; phosphorelay signal transduction system. The transcript has 8 exons.